UCUUCGGUCGGGGGCUCCAGGCACACGGGACGCCGCUGCGCAACCGCUGGGUUGCAGGGCCAUGGGUCUCAGUCCUGCCUCGACCCACCGCGAGCCCGCCCAAUCUGCCGCUUGACUGGAGGCCCAGGUGGCCACCAUGGGCCAGUGCUACUACAAUGAGACCAUCGGCUUUUUCUAUAAUAACAGCGGCAAGGAGCUCAGCCUUCACUGGCGCCCCAAAGAUGUGGUGGUGGUGGCCCUGGGGCUGACAGUCAGUGUGCUGGUAUUGCUGACCAACCUGCUGGUUAUUGCAGCCAUUGCCUCCAACCGACGCUUCCACCAGCCCAUAUACUACCUGCUUGGCAACUUGGCUGCAGCUGACCUCUUUGCUGGCAUGGCCUACCUCUUCCUCAUGUUCCAUACUGGCCCCCGCACCGCCAGGCUCUCCAUCAAAGGCUGGUUCCUGCGACAGGGCCUGCUGGACACCAGCCUCACGGCAUCGGUGGCCACGUUGCUGGCCAUUGCUGUGGAACGGCACCGCAGUGUGAUGGCUGUGCAGCUGCACAGCCGCUUGCCCCGGGGCCGUGUGGUCACACUCAUCGUGGGAGUGUGGGUGGCUGCGCUGGGUCUGGGGUUGCUGCCUGCACACUUCUGGCACUGCCUCUGUGACUUGGACAGCUGCUCACGAAUGGUGCCCCUGUUCAGCCGCUCCUACCUGGCUGUGUGGGCCCUAUCCAGCCUGCUUGUCUUCCUACUCAUGGUAGCCGUCUACACACGAAUUUUCUUCUAUGUGCGCAGACGGGUGGAACGCAUGGCGGAGCACGUCAGCUGCCAUCCCCGCUACCGAGAGACAAUGCUCAGCCUAGUCAAGACGGUUGUCAUCAUUCUGGGGGCAUUUGUGGUGUGCUGGACACCGGGCCAGGUGGUGCUGCUCUUGGACGGUCUGGACUGUAAAUCCUGCAACGUUCUGGCUGUGGAGAAGUACUUCCUGCUCCUGGCCGAGGCCAACUCCCUGGUCAACGCGGUGGUGUACUCGUGCCGAGACGCUGAGAUGCGCCGUACCUUCCGCCGCCUUCUCUGUUGCACAUGUCUCCGCUGGUCGCACCACAAGUCUGCCCGUUAUUCAUCGUCUGCCCGGACGGGUGCCAGCACCCGGAUCAUGCUUCCCGAGAAUGGCCACCCACUGAUGGACUCCACCCUUUAGUACCUUGGACCGAGGCAGGAGGCAGGAGCUUCAGCGGCAGCCCACGGCCACUCACAGAGCCCCUGAGUCAAGCCCGCCCAGCAGAUGCAUGGCUCUGCCUCAGGACACAGGGAUUCGGGGACAUCUCCAUGCACCUGGGGAGAGCAUCCAAAUGGGACUUGGCAAUCCGGCUCUCAAUCAUCUCAGGUUUUAGGGUUUUUAACAGACAUUUUCAUAUUUUUACUGUACAUCUCUGGCACGUCUGUGGACUGCUGCUUCCUCCGUGGUGCUGUAGCUGUUGGGAUAGAAGAGGUGAGAGCUGUCUCAGGUUAAUACCACCCACUGUUACAGGGUAGACUGAAGGCUACUGUCUUCCUGAGGCUACUGCCUUCCUGAGGCUACUGCCUUCCUGAGGCUACUGCCUUCCUGAGGCUACUUUCUGUUGUUCUGUUUUGCUUUUGAGACAGGAUCUCAUAUAGCCUAUGCUGGCCUUGAAUUCACUGUGUAACUGAGGAUGGCCUUGAACUCUUGAUGGUCCAGACUCCACUCUCAAGUGCUGUACGGAAGCUGAUUGCUCAGAAGCACUGAGCAACCUGAGGGCUCACCUGCCUCCCCUUAGUGCGAGGGACCCGCAAUACAGAGCAAG
Molecule: messenger RNA, 1808 nt
Organism: Rattus rattus (black rat)
Lineage: Eukaryota; Metazoa; Chordata; Mammalia; Rodentia; Muridae
Gene: Lpar2
Product: lysophosphatidic acid receptor 2
Exons: 3
Coding region: 137-1183 (348 amino acids)
Biological process (GO): G protein-coupled receptor signaling pathway
Cellular component (GO): membrane
Molecular function (GO): lysophosphatidic acid receptor activity
Source: RefSeq, a predicted model, not a curated record